This is a messenger RNA of Linum trigynum, 2735 nucleotides long. The record is from the annotation of a GenBank genome assembly. NCBI's taxonomy places the organism in Eukaryota, Viridiplantae, Streptophyta, Magnoliopsida, Malpighiales, Linaceae.
ACAUUAAAGCACCAAUACUAUAUAGCAUAGUAGAAGUGCUCAAAAGUUUGUGGCCGUAUUUUGCUACCGAACAUCUUUCAUGACCAUUUUGAUCGAUUAUCAAAAUAUAUGAUGGUGUGAAAGGAAAGGAGGACGGGUAUCCCAGUCAUUUGACAACUUCCCGGCGUCAUAAAUACGCCGCCUGCUGCUGGCGGCUGCCGUCCUUCUGCUUCCCCGUCUUCUCGCCAGCUGCCCGCUCCGACAUAAACGAUGCAUUCUUCGUCGUUCUCAAUCCGCCCACCUCCAGAACCUUCCCUUCUCGCAUCCUCGCAACCCCGCAAAAUCCUCAACCCUGACCGUCUCGUUUCUUCUACCUUUGCGCAUUCCUCGUGGUCAAGAACAGUAUGCGUCUCUUCGUCGCCGAGUGGGAUUCCGCAAUUCCAGCUGCGAGGAAGACGCACUGUGGAGUUUCAUCCGGUCUCAUCGGCUUCGCGGCUUAGGGCUUCUCCAGAUGGUGCUGAGUUCGGCUCUCCGCCGGAGGGCAGCGAGCUGCUGGCGCCGAGUUUCAGGGAAUUCAUCACGUCGGAGAGAGUGAAAGUGGUAGCAAUGCUUGCUCUGGCGCUGGCGCUCUGUAAUGCCGAUCGCGUGGUGAUGUCGGUGGCAAUUGUGCCGCUUUCAAGGUCUAACGGGUGGAGCCGGUCCUUUUCUGGUAUCGUUCAGUCGUCUUUCCUGUGGGGAUACCUAAUUUCACCGAUACCUGGAGGGACCUUAGUGGAUUACUAUGGCGGAAAGGUAGUUAUGGGGUGGGGUGUAGCUUUGUGGUCGUUGGCUACAUUUCUCACUCCAUGGGCUGCAGAAACUUCUUUAUGGGCUCUGCUAGCUAUGCGUGCUGUGCUUGGCAUUGCAGAAGGUGUAGCCCUUCCUUGCAUGAAUAACAUGGUAGCGAGAUGGUUCCCGCAGACAGAACGAUCCAGGGCUGUUGGAAUUGCUAUGGCUGGAUUCCAGCUUGGCUGUGCCAUUGGGCUCACACUAUCCCCAAUUCUCAUGUCCAAGGGGGGUACAUUUGGGCCAUUUGUGAUAUUCGGACUAUCUGGAUUUCUCUGGGUGCUGGUUUGGUUGGCUGCAAUAUCAAGUUCACCAGACAGAAGUUCCCAGAUUUCAACUCUUGAAUUGGAGUACAUUCAGCAAAGCAAGAUGCAGAAAACCACUCCUGUUAAAGAGAGACCCAAGACUGGCUGGAGGCUACCUCCAUUUGGGCGGUUGCUGUCAAAAAUGCCAACUUGGUCAUUAAUUGUGGCUAAUGCCAUGCACAGCUGGGGAUUCUUUGUCAUUCUUUCUUGGAUGCCCAUUUACUUUAAUUCAGUAUAUCAUUCAGAUCUUAAACAUGCGGCAUGGUUUAGUGCUGUGCCAUGGUCUGUGAUGGCUUUCAUGGGUUACUUUGGUGGUCUUUGGUCGGACAUGUUAAUUCGGAACGGUGUUACUGUUACUUUGACUCGUAAGAUCAUGCAGUCAAUUGGCUUUAUAGGACCAGCUGCUGCUCUUGUUGGCUUAACAACUGCAAAAAGCCCAUCCAUCGCUUCUGCUUGGCUCACUCUAGCUGUUGCACUGAAAUCUUUCAGCCACUCUGGCUUUCUUGUGAAUCUUCAGGAAAUUGCACCACGCUACUCCGGCGUCUUACAUGGAAUGUCAAACACUGCGGGAACAUUAGCCGCCAUUGUCGGAACGAUUGGAGCUGGGUUUUUUGUUGAUCUCACGGGUUCCUUCAGAGGAUUUCUUUUACUUACGUCGGCUUUAUAUCUCGUCUCUGCAAUUUUCUAUAUCGUCUUCUCGACUGGAGAGAGAGUCCAUUUUGAUGAGCCUGAAUGAUGUCAGUUGGUUCUGUUCGGGACGAGCUGUCAGAAAUCAUAAUCAUAUUUGGAGCUGGUACGACAUUGUUAAGACCAUAUUAAUGACUGUGUGGCUCUUUCAAAUAUGUUGCAUGCAGUCUCUUGUGCAGCUGAGUUUUACUCUAUGGCGAUAUAACGGUUUUAAGUGUUGAAUUUUUCUGUAGAACAGUUCCUGUUCAAGGGCAGUGUUAGGAAUGCCAAUCAUUCACCCUGGCACUUUUGAUGACGAAGCGACAGUCCAAAUGUUCUCUUAAUGUGUUCAACUAAGGUGGCAGAUAUCUCCGUCCAUCGACCAUCGCCAGGAAAGGAACCAACCAGCCUCGGACGUCUCCUGAUUUCUUCUCUUUUCAUUUUGGUUGCCCUUCUGGCUUUCCGUUAGAUGUACAGCGGAUCACCAAUCUGGGUGGUAGCGUGACAGUAGUUGUAGGGGUAAAGAGAACAGGGUGGCCAAGUGAGCCUCUUUUGGUGCUUGACUUGUGUUGUUAAUAUUUUGUCAGCUCUGAUCACAACUUUCUGUCAUUCUAGUAGUGGCUGCCUGUAGAAAAAAGGAUCUAAUUGCUUGUCGUUGAAGCAACAACCACAUCCAUUACAGAGGUAAUCCGAGGCUAAUGCAGCAGAUGAAAGUCUCUGAUCCAUUUGUAACGAGACUUCACCACGCUUCAUGUUCACGAUUGUCGAACCACAUUGUUGCCAUUUCCAGGAGCUAGCUAGUCGAAGAUGGAUAGAUAGGGUAGGGAGAGAGGUCUCUUGGAGGCUCCAGCUAUUGAGCAUAAACAGCUCAGAUGGCGGUUGGUAAGUGUCAAAUUCCACAGUUGUGCAUUGAGAGGGUCGACAACAGCUGAGCUGGGAGCAUAAAACAAGCUGUAUAAU